This is a messenger RNA of Drosophila serrata, 1667 nucleotides long. Its product is annotated as aldehyde dehydrogenase family 1 member B1, mitochondrial. NCBI's taxonomy places the organism in Eukaryota, Metazoa, Arthropoda, Insecta, Diptera, Drosophilidae. Gene Ontology annotation, molecular function: oxidoreductase activity, acting on the aldehyde or oxo group of donors, NAD or NADP as acceptor. The record is from RefSeq and is a predicted model, not a curated record.
ACUACAUUGUUUGCCUUGUCGCGUGUAGCCAACAAAUUGAAAUGGACAACACAAACAAACUGGGCUAAUAAUAAUGCUUAAAUUACACAAAUUACUUAUUGAAGUUGGGGUAGCCAGAUGGCUCUUGAUGAGAUGUGAUCAUAGCUAUGCGAAUUGUAGGCCCCAUUAUUAUCAGCUCUUUAUCAACAAUGAGUUCGUUGAUUCCGUUUCGGGCAAGACCUUUGCCACCUUCAACCCGGCCACGUCCAAGGAGAUUAUUAAGGUCUCCGAGGGAGAUAAGGCCGAUGUCGAUCUGGCUGUGAUUGCGGCCAAGAAGGCUUUCCAUCGGAAUUCGGAGUGGCGCAAGCUGAGUCCUCUCCAGCGCACUGCCCUGAUGAACAAACUCUGUGACCUGAUGGCUCGGGACAAGGACUUCCUGGCCAGCCUGGAGACCCAGGACAAUGGCAAACCCUACGCCGAAGCCCUCUUUGAUGUGACCUACUCCAUGCUGACGCUGCAGUACUAUGCCGGCUGGACCGACAAGUUCUUCGGCGACACCAUUCCCGCUGGUGGCUUCACCUCCAUGACGCGCAAGGAACCCGUGGGCGUGGUGGGUCAAAUCAUUCCCUGGAACUAUCCCCUGCUCAUGCUGGCCUGGAAGUGGGGACCCGCUUUGGCCACUGGCUGCACCAUCAUCAUGAAGCCGGCAGAGCAGACGCCCCUCACGGCCCUCCAUAUGGCGGCACUGGCCAAGGAGGCGGGAUUCCCGGCGGGUGUGAUCAAUGUGAUCAAUGGCUUUGGACCUACGGCGGGAGCUGCCAUCAGUGAGCAUCCCGAUAUUGCCAAGGUGGCCUUCACUGGGUCUGUGGACAUCGGCAGGAUCGUCAUGGCGGCGUCGGCCAAGACCAACUUGAAGAGGGUGUCCCUGGAGCUGGGUGGCAAGAGUCCUGUGGUGGUCUUCGAUGAUGCGGAUAUUGACUUCGCCGUGGACACCACCCACGAGGCUCUGUUCUCGAAUCACGGCCAGAGCUGCUGUGCCGGCAGCCGUACAUACGUCCACGAGAAGAUCUACGACCAGUUCGUGGCCAAGGCCGCCGCCAAGGCCAAGGAGCGCAAGGUGGGCAAUCCCUUCGAGGCCAACGUGCAGCAGGGUCCCCAGAUCGACGAGGAGAUGCUCACGAAGGUCCUUGGCUACAUCGAGAGUGGCCAGAAGGAGGGUGCCAAGCUGCAGGCCGGCGGCAAAAGGAUCGGCAACGUGGGCUUCUUCGUCGAGCCCACUGUCUUCUCGGAUGUGAAGGACGAUAUGCGUAUUGCCCAGGAGGAGAUCUUUGGCCCUGUUCAGUCCAUCUUCAAGUUCAGCUCUCUGGAGGAGAUGAUCGAUCGGGCCAACAAUGUGCAAUAUGGCCUGGCAGCCGGAGUUAUAACCAACGAUAUCAACAAGGCCAUGAAGUUCGCUAACAGCGUGGAUGCCGGCUCCGUGUGGAUCAACUGCUACGACGCCGUGCUGCCCUCCACGCCCUUCGGUGGCUACAAGCACUCUGGCAUUGGCCGGGAGCUGGGCAAGGACGGGCUGGACAAUUACCUGGAGACCAAGACCAUCACCAUGAAGCUGCUUUAAGAUGGGAGAUCAAAGAUUGAAGAUGUAGAUCGAAGAUUGAUUUGUUUUGUAUACACGACACUGUACUUUA